UCUUUUCCACAGUUUUGGCCAUUGUAACAUAUCAUGUCAUAUUAUUUUUUUUAUAGGAUAAAAAGUGAUAACCUACCGAAAUACUGUAUUUGUCACCGUAAUAUCUUGGAAUCUCAGGUUGAUGGUUGCAAUGAGGUUGACACUGCUGAAACUUUGGCUCCGGUCGCCGCCAAUCUGCAGAAGUUGAAAAUAACUGUCACAGUGGGGAUGGGUUCUCCGUUGUGUUUUCCCCAUGUUGCUGACACCGCAGGCCAUGUGGCGUCAUGCCAAGACGACGCCAUGGAAACCGGGCUGUCGUUGGUUCUUUAGUAUACCUAACGUGCUAAGUAAUGCCUCGAAAAAACAAUAUUCGGAGCGCCGAGUCUUGAACUUCUCACAACAAGAGGUUUACAAUGUCGUUGCCAAUGUCACGGACUAUCAUCGGUUUGUUCCAUUUUGCGUUCAUUCUCACGUCUACAGUUCGGACAAAAUUCAACAAGGCGAAAAUGCUGUGACCGUGAUGAAGGCGGAAUUGGGCGUUGGUUUCAAACUGUUUGAAGAGAAGUACAUGUCCAAAGUCACUUGUGAAGAGCCCAAGCUUGUGAGGGCAGUAGCAGCUGAUGCGUCUCUAUUCAAAGAAAUGGUCACGACAUGGAAGUUUCACCCGCACAAAAGUGUACGUAGUGAACGACCGUCUUGCCUUGUCGAUUUCCAUAUUUCCUUUGAAUUUGCUUCCCCAUUGCAUGCCCAAGCUUCAACCGUGUUUUUCGAUCAGGUAUCGAAAAUGAUGCUGAAAGCGUUUGUCGAGCGAUGCGAGACUGUGUACAAUCGGAAAGCAAAAGUUUAAAAAAGAUGGUAGAUUUUCCUCCCCCAUCCUUUCAAUAGAAACAAAAUACAGCCAUAGAAAUUCCAUAAUCAUACCUUAUUUGUAAUAAAGUUUAGAUGCAGUUUCAGCAUUUCCAUUACUUGCC
This is a messenger RNA of Radiomyces spectabilis, 950 nucleotides long. RefSeq lists its product as uncharacterized. The record is from RefSeq and is a predicted model, not a curated record. Gene Ontology annotation, cellular component: mitochondrion. Gene Ontology annotation, molecular function: ubiquinone binding. The coding region runs from base 233 to 826 and encodes 197 amino acids. The transcript has 3 exons. NCBI's taxonomy places the organism in Eukaryota, Fungi, Mucoromycota, Mucoromycetes, Mucorales, Radiomycetaceae. Gene Ontology annotation, biological process: ubiquinone biosynthetic process; cellular respiration.